Molecule: messenger RNA, 1146 nt
Organism: Eremothecium cymbalariae DBVPG#7215
Lineage: Eukaryota; Fungi; Ascomycota; Saccharomycetes; Saccharomycetales; Saccharomycetaceae
Exons: 1
Coding region: 1-1146 (381 amino acids)
Biological process (GO): glycine biosynthetic process; L-threonine catabolic process
Cellular component (GO): cytosol
Molecular function (GO): L-allo-threonine aldolase activity
Source: RefSeq, a predicted model, not a curated record
AUGAGUUCAAAUAUCCCUCCUAAAUAUGAAACAUCAUACAACGACUACAGAUCUGAUACUUUCACGAUUCCAACGAGAGAACUAUGGGACCAAGUAUACGAAUCUUCAGUUGGAGAUACCAUAUACCAAGAGGAUACAGACACAUGCCUCCUUGAGACCCGUAUUGCCCAAGAAUUUCUAGGUGGUGAGAUGUAUGGUGGCCAAAAAGCAGCAGGUCUCUUUUGCAUGUCAACUACCAUGUCUAACCAACUCGCUAUUCGUGCUUUGUUGAACAGAGCACCCCCAUACUCUCUACUCUGUGAUAGACGUACGCAUGUAUUUGCUAACGAGUGUGCAGGUAUAGCGGUUUUAUCACAAGCAUUGGUAAUAACGGUCGAACCUUCUAAUGGGCAUCAUCUGACUCUUGAAGACAUUAAGGCUAAUUAUAUCCCGGGUAAUUACAAUACGCAAGUUGCACCAACAAGAGUCAUCAGUUUGGAGAAUACUCUUCAUGGAAUGUGCUUCCCGCUUCUGGAAAUGCAGCGUAUCAGUGAAUGGGCACAUUCUGAGGGGAUUUUGUUGCAUUUAGAUGGUGCAAGGUUGUGGAAUGCUGUUGCUGUUUCUAAUGAAGAAAACAAGUUGGAAUACAUGAAAAAGAUUAGUAAGUGCUUUGACUCUAUUUCCCUUUGUUUUACUAAAUCAAUUGGAGCACCGGUAGGCUCAAUUAUCGUCGGAGGUACUGAAUUCAUCGAACGUGCUAGGCAUAUUCAAAAGCAGCAAGGUGGUGGUCUCAGGCAGGCUGGGUUUCUUGCGCGUAUCGUCAAUCACUGUAUUAAUAAGAAUUUUCCUGAUGUUAUAGCCACUGUUUCUAAUAAGACCGCUGCCUUUUGGAAAGAUUUACGUUCUGAACUCAUAGAAUCUUAUGGACUUGAGUUGAAAUUGCAACACCCUGUGGAGACGAACUUCAUAUUCAUUGAUUUGGAAGCAUCUAAUAUUUCUUUGAAAAAAUUCCUCGAAUUUGGUGAAGCUAAUAAUGUAAAAUUCUUUAAUAAUGGUCGAAUUGCUUUCCACUUCCAGAAUAUUGGUGAUGAUGGAUUGAAGCUCUUGAAACAAGUUUUUAUAGAUAUUGCACGGUAUUAUGCUGAAACACCUAUAAAGACGGCGUGA